Molecule: messenger RNA, 876 nt
Organism: Mesorhabditis belari
Lineage: Eukaryota; Metazoa; Nematoda; Chromadorea; Rhabditida; Rhabditidae
Source: the annotation of a GenBank genome assembly
AUGAAGCUGAUCUUUGCAUUAAUAUCACUUCAAACCGUUGUCACUUAUCCUUUAUGCACGACGAACACUCAAUGCCAACCUGGCUUUGAAUGCCUACCCAUUGGCAGCUUUCAUACUUGUCAACCAUGUCAUGUUCAUCAUUGUAGUUCGAGUGAUAGCUGCCAAACGAAUCUUGAUUGUCCUGCAAACUAUCAAUGUGCGAUCAUGGAUGAAACGGGACGGAAAGCGUGCUUGGAAAUGGCGCCUCCACUUCCAAUCUCGAUCCCCCGACCACUCUCCUGUCGAAGAGAUUCCGACUGUCCGUUUGGAUCAUUGUGUCAAAUGGAUCUCUCUGGGGUUUCACAGUGUCAAAUUCCCAUUGUGUCAAAUGGUUGUGUUUACAAUACAGAUUGUCGAGGGAAUCAAGUGUGCGUUCAAAAUGAUAAUGGAUUGCGGAGAUGCUUGGAAGCCCCAAUUGUUCAGUCUCCGCCUUGCUCUAUGAGUCAAUGGUGUGAAUCAGGAUAUUUAUGUCAAGUCAACGAAAAACCUAUGUGCAUCACGGCGAACUGUGUCUCAACGAGUGAUUGUCCAAUUGGAAAAUCCUGUGUUCAGGGAUUUAAUCAAAAGACUUGCAUGGAUAAUAUCAGUGAGCCACAGAGAGAACAUCACAAUGGAUGUCGUGUUGAUUCACAAUGCAAAUCGGGUUUCUCUUGUACAGUCAAUGGACAAAGGCUAUGUACUGAGAAUCCCCCAGGUAUUCAACGAGGCGAUGGUGGUGUAAGAUUUGGACGAUGGUGGUCUCCGUGCACCCGACGAUCGGAUUGUGUCUCGGAUCUCUCUUGCUACACGACGCUCAAAAAUCGGAAACUUUGCGCUGCAGUUUCUUGUGAGAAUUAC